Molecule: messenger RNA, 201 nt
Organism: Ogataea haglerorum
Lineage: Eukaryota; Fungi; Ascomycota; Pichiomycetes; Pichiales; Pichiaceae
Exons: 1
Coding region: 1-201 (66 amino acids)
Source: RefSeq, a predicted model, not a curated record
AUGCAGAUCGCUAAGCCUGAAAAAUUGUGCAGAUAUCCGACUGAAACUUUCUUACCCCAGUUGUACUACAAUUCAGACAAUUUUGACCCCGUCUCUCGGACCAUCAAUAUAGUUCGUCCAAGUCUAGUAGAAGAUGGUUUCUGGUGGUCAACAUUGAAUCUGAGCGGACAUAGAUUGAAGGAAAUUGAGGAGACUGAUUGA